Aspergillus sclerotioniger CBS 115572 is the source of this 1488-nucleotide messenger RNA. RefSeq names its product FAD-binding oxidoreductase. The record is from RefSeq and is a predicted model, not a curated record. The transcript is spliced from 5 exons. Gene Ontology annotation, molecular function: FAD binding. NCBI's taxonomy places the organism in Eukaryota, Fungi, Ascomycota, Eurotiomycetes, Eurotiales, Aspergillaceae. Bases 1 to 1488 code for a protein of 495 amino acids.
AUGAAGGUCUCUACCGCGGCAGCACCCCUUCUUAGCAUCCUGCCUGAGGCCAACUUCCUGGUCGACAACACAGGCUUUUGUUGCACCGCUCUUCAAACCACUUCCCUGCGUGACCAGGUCUUCUAUCCCACCAGUGCAGCGUACAAUGAGUCCGUAAAUCAAGUUUUCGCGGGGAAUGCUCGAUUUAGUCCCUCAUGCAUUGUCCAGCCUCAUUCUGCGGAGGAUGUCUCAAUCGUGGUCUCGGCUUUGUCACAAACGCAAUGUCAAUUUGCCGUGCGCAGUGGUGGCCAUACCAUCUGGCCUGGCGCGGCUGCUAUUGAACAGGGGGUUACCAUUGAUCUUUCCCUGAUGAAUAGUACUACAUACCACGAGGACAAGGGAGUGGCAUCAAUCUUACCGGGUGCACGGUGGCAGUCCGUAUAUAAGACACUCGAGCCCUAUGGAGUCACGGUGCCCGGCGGACGUUCUGGAGCAGUUGGAGUCAGCGGAUUUCUGAUUGGAGGCGGCAAUUCGUUCUACACAGCACAAGUAGGUUUCGCAUGUGAUAAUGUCGAGAACUUUCAAGUCGUCCUCGCCAGUGGAUCGAUCGUGAAUGCCAACCGGACUAGCCAUUCGGAUCUUUACCAGGCCCUGAAGGGCGGCUCGAUCAACUUUGGAAUCGUUACAAAGUACGAUAUCAGGGCGUUUCCUCACGAGACCCUUUGGGGAGGGCUCGUCGUGUAUGACAAUUCCACCACCGCUCAGCAGAUUGAGGCCGGAGUGGACUUUACCAACAACAUACACAAUGACCCCUACGCAUCCUGGAUUGGUAUGUGGGGAUACGACUCAGUAACGGGGCAGAACAUCAUGGCCAAUGCAUUGGAAUAUACAAAACCAGUUGCGUAUGCGCCCGCAUUUGAAGGGUUCUUGAAGAUCCCGAACAUUACCAGCACGAUGCGAUUUGCGAGCAUCUAUGAUCUGACCAAUGAGCUAGGCCAGACACCAGGUUAUCGCUAUAUCUACACGACGGGCACGUACAAGAAUGACGCCACAGUCCUUCGCAAGGCGAUUGACCUCCACAACAACUACAUCGAGCAGGCCAAGACCCACGUUAAGAGCAGUUAUUGGGCUAUGGAUACCAUGAUCCAACCCUGGCCUAAACUCUUUUCGCAACAUAGCGUCGAGAAGGGCGGUAAUGUGCUAGGCCUGGAGCGGUUUGAUGAGAACCUUAUUCAACUACUUUUUGACUACUCCUGGGACAACCAAGAUGACGACGAUCUCUUCCGCCGCCUGGGUGAGUCCAUUCUGGGGGAGCUCAAUGAAUUUGCCAAGUCGAUUGGGGCGGACAAUGAGUACGUCUACCUCAACUAUGCGGACAAGUCACAGAACCCACUCAAGGGCUACGGUGAGAAGAACAUCGAAUUCAUCUCCCGCGUGGCAAAACAGUACGACCCCGAUGGAGUGUUCCAAAUACAAGUUCCGGGUGGAUUCAAGAUCAGCGAGGUGUAG